Molecule: messenger RNA, 3279 nt
Organism: Mya arenaria
Lineage: Eukaryota; Metazoa; Mollusca; Bivalvia; Myida; Myidae
Exons: 7
Coding region: 164-1117 (317 amino acids)
Source: RefSeq, a predicted model, not a curated record
GGUUGCAUCGAUACAUUACGGGAGCUCUGUGCAGUUUGAAUUUUUAAACCCUUUUGUACACCGUACUUUUGUUCGCAUACAGCGAAUAUAUUUCUUUGUGGCAUUCCCAAGUGUUCAUUUCAAGCAUUAUUUUCCAGUUCAGUGCCAACGUGGUUAGUUCACUAUGGUGUUAACCUGGAUUUAUAUUUCACUGCUGUGCGUUCUGACGGUUGACUGGUCACAGGCUGCAUGUGACCAGAGCACGUUGACGAGUGAAGCGACGCAGAACUGUGUCAUGGGUUUCACCACCUAUAUCAGCAAGGCAAUGAGUUCCAUGUCGGAUCCCAGUCAGAUGGCCACCGUGUUCUGUUCGGCGGAGGGACAGAGCGCCAUUGCAUGCAUGUAUCCCCUAAUGGAGCAGUGUCCGGAUCUCAUGGCGAACAUGGGAGCUGGAGAGAUGGCGAUGCCCUCUCAGGCGGAUCUGAAGAGGGCCUGCACUCAGAUUCCAUCCGGACCUUGCAUGAAAGCGAUGACGUGCCUAGCCAGUGCUUCCCAAGGGUCCAGCAUGGGUAUGGACGAAAACUUCAUGGCCACAAACAACCUGACCUACCUCCUUCCGGUUAUUGGAAUGACCUGCGGUCCAAUGAAGGAGCAGUUCGACUGUAUAACACCGGAAGUGGAUGAACAGUGUACAGAAAUCACUAACCAGAUAAAGCAAAUGAUCCCCUUGAUGAACAAUGGCAUGCCGGAUGGUAUCGGCUUCCCCGAGUACGACGUCCUGAAAACGUUAAUCAGAACCGGAUGCACAAACGUCCCAGAAGACAUUGCUACCAACAAAUGCGCACGAGACAGAUUGGAGUCUGCGCCAUUUAAGGAGUGUAUGACGAAAGCGAAUGCCGACUUCAAAACUCCAAUGGAGAUGAAGAGCUGCGGAGCCACGGAUGCCAGGCUGAUGUGCCUCAAAGAAUCCGUCGAGAAUGCAUGUGGCAAGAACUAUUACACGGCCCUGGCCACCAAUGGAGACCACUUUCUCACGAUGGACCUCUUCACCUGUGACCGUUCCACGGGCGCCGCCCCGGUCAUCCGUCUGUCCGCCGCUGCUUCGCUUGUAGUUUUAGCUGCUGUCCUUCUUUUGUAAACUCGAUGGUACAUUUUGAUAUUUGAAUACAAAACUGUAGCUGUACCCAUACAGUUUUGCAAUCUGGUUAAAGCACCAUGAUCAAGCCUGUAUAGGAUAUAUGAAGUUUUUAUUUUAAUCAGAUUGUGCAGUUGUGCAUUCAGGUCUUGAAACGUGCUCGUUUCGCCUAAUUGAAGUUUAGGAUAUGACAAUUUUUAACCGUUUAUGUACUCUUUAUAUACUUUGGAUCCCUUGUUCAUGAUGUGACAAUUAUUUAAAAGUUACAUUCAUUUUUUAUGUAGUCUGUAAUGCAAUACUUAUCUGUGUAUAUACAUUGACGUGAUUUCUACAUGUAUACCGGAAGUCGUGAUUUGCAUUACUAAAUGUUCGGCAAACGUUUGCGGAAUAAGAGCCUUACAUAUUGAAGUGACAUUCAAACUACGAACACAGAACAUGUACAGGCGCUCACAAAAAUCUAUGGCAGAGUUAAGUUUACUGAAUAAACUUCCGUCACAGCUUGAAAUUAUUUUAUUAUUAAACUAUUAUUUUAAGCAAUAUCUUUUUUCAUCUCACUUCUCAUUAAGUGGUUAUUUGUUUUCUGCGUUGACAAGAUAAUGUGAGGAUAUAUCCUGUUGUUGAAUUUAUGUGCUACACUAUUCCGGAAGAGUUUUUCAAAAUCUACUAGUAUUGUAUUAAAGUAUCUUGUUUCAUAUACAACCUUAAAUAAGUAGAGUUCUUAAGAUAUGGAUACAGCGAAAACUUAUGUUAGAAGUACACAGAACAGAAACAAAUCUUAAGAUUGGUUUCAUGGUAUACUUAAAAAAAUACAUCGAAGAGCAAACUCUUAAAAUGUAGUCUCGUCUCAAGACAAAAAUGUCUAAUAUUCAGUUGGGCUUACAAUGUUUUGUACAUAAACAAUUAUUCACUGAAACGUCAUAUUGAGGAAAUAUGAACAGGGCAAUAUUUCAGAUCAAUGGUGAAUUUGGGAUGAGAGUUCCAAUGGGGACAUUGAUUGAGAGCGGGGAACAAGUGCCUGUAAUUGUAUAGAUGCCAGGAGCACUGUCGUCCAGACAAGCUGCGAUCAAUAUCCGCUAAUACUUCUGCAAAAUUUACUGAUAAAACAGGGUUAAAGGUCUUGGCUCAAUAUGAUAUUGAAGCUCGACACAAUCUUAUUAUGGACCUGGGGUUAAAUCAGGGUUAACGUUUUUAGAAAUAUUGAUAUUGACUUAUAUUAUUGACCUUUGUGUUUGCCGGAUUAAUUUAUUUCACUUGUAAAGCGUACGCUGGUUUUAAACUUGUUAUGAGCCUAUAGAUCCGUAAGCCUAGAUAUAUUCAAGAACGACGAAUUGGCAGCAAAUCUAGUUUGAAAACAGUCAGAUAUAAAACAAUUCAUACAUACUAAACGCACUUAAUACUGUUAUGUACUUGUUGUCUAGUCAAUAAAUCAAGUCACAUCAACACUCUUGUUAUCUCAGAUCAAUCUACAACAGCAAACUUUUGAGGUAAAUAAUAAAAACAUGCGAAGUAGAAGCUUACAUUAAUAAGAUAUGUAUACGAACGUGAUCUAUUAUCAUUGUUACAUACACGUAUAUUGAUGCAUUUCAGCUACAGUAGUUACUUAUUACCUAACAAGGUGUGAUCGUGUCGUAUUUCAUAACUGUUGCUUUAAGGACCAUUUUACAUAUGUGUAGUUUAUACAUUGUAUAUUUGAAUGAGCGUAUUUUAGAUGAGAUUUAUUUUGUUUAUUAUUGUAGGCAUGGGUUAUAAGAAUAGCUUGUUAGUAUUAGUUUCGAAACAUUUCAUGACAUAUCCCUUUAAUUAAUAUGAAGUGUAUACGUGUUUACAACAAUGAGCCUUGAUUAUAAUAGUUCAAUGGAAACAAAACCUACUGUGACAAUCUAAUAUAAUUUGUUUGUUGCUUUUAGUGCAAUUCGACGUGCAUUUUAUGUGUAAUUUCGGAUGAUUCACAUGUAGUUAUUUAAAAGUAUACCAGGUAGAAUGUGCCUUCAACCACCGUUGAAUUUAGUUGUUUCAUAGUUUUCAAAGUCAGGGUAUUUAGAUCCCUGUCGAUGCAAUGCUGUUACUUUUUCACCGGUAUUCCUACCAAUUGCCAGGCUACCUGUUUUAAGUGUUCAUAUAUGUCGCAUGCUUAUUUAUGUUGUCGUAAUAAAUAAUAAACCAUA